CUGCCUUGUGCACCAAUGCAGCUUCCUAGGGACACGCAGCAGGCCUCGGGAAGAGCCCCGGGUCCCCCAGACGUGGCAGUCCUGGUCCCCCCCAACACCUUGCAGACUACAAGUCCCAGCAGCACCCGCAGCUCGUGCCUCCCGCCAAGCCGCGGAGACCCCCGGUCGGUCCCAGCCGCGGGGAGCGCGCUGCGCUGGGGCCGAGCCGGGUAGGGAGGCCGGUCCCGCGGGCGGGGGCGGGGCCGGCUCCGCGGCUUCUCCCGCCGCCGCCGCCAAGGGGAGUUUCCAGGAAGUGGCCAUAUUGAAUCCAUUCAGCCGCAGCCGCCCGGGCGGAGCGCGUCCCGCAGCCGGCUCGUCCCCGCCGCGGCCCCGGCGCUCCCCGCAGCCCGCCCGCCCGGUGCGCAGCUCGCCAUGGCGGCCACCGACCUGGAACGCAUCUCGAACGCAGAGCCCGAGCCCCGGAGCCUGUCCCUGGGCGGCCAUGUGGGGUUCGACAGCCUCCCUGACCAGCUGGUCAGCAAGUCGGUCACUCAGGGCUUCAGCUUCAACAUCCUCUGUGUGGGGGAGACUGGAAUUGGCAAGUCCACCCUAAUGAAUACACUCUUCAACACGACCUUUGAGACCGAGGAAGCCAGCCACCAUGAAGAGUGUGUACGCCUGCGGCCUCAGACCUAUGACCUCCAAGAGAGUAACGUUCAUCUCAAACUGACCAUCGUGGAUGCUGUGGGCUUUGGGGAUCAGAUCAAUAAGGAUGACAGUUACAGGCCCAUCGUUGACUACAUCGAUGCGCAGUUUGAAAACUAUCUACAGGAGGAGUUGAAGAUCCGCCGUUCCCUCUUUGACUACCACGACACGAGGAUCCAUGUUUGCCUCUACUUUAUCACGCCCACCGGGCACUCCCUGAAGUCCCUGGAUCUGGUGACCAUGAAGAAACUAGAUAGCAAGGUGAACAUAAUUCCCAUCAUUGCCAAGGCUGACACCAUCUCCAAGAGCGAGCUCCACAAGUUCAAGAUCAAGAUCAUGGGUGAGCUGGUCAGCAACGGAGUCCAGAUCUACCAGUUUCCCACCGACGACGAGGCUGUUGCUGAGAUCAAUGCAGUCAUGAACGCACACCUGCCUUUUGCCGUGGUGGGCAGCACAGAGGAGGUGAAGGUGGGCAACAAGCUAGUUCGAGCACGGCAGUACCCCUGGGGAGUGGUGCAGGUGGAGAACGAGAAUCACUGUGACUUCGUGAAGCUUCGGGAGAUGCUGAUCCGGGUCAACAUGGAGGACCUGAGGGAGCAGACCCACAGUCGGCACUACGAGCUCUACAGGCGCUGCAAGCUGGAGGAGAUGGGCUUCCAGGACAGCGACGGCGACAGCCAGCCCUUCAGCCUCCAGGAGACAUACGAGGCAAAGAGGAAGGAGUUCCUGAGCGAGCUGCAGAGGAAAGAGGAAGAGAUGAGACAGAUGUUCGUCAACAAAGUGAAGGAGACGGAGUUAGAGCUGAAGGAGAAGGAGCGGGAGCUCCAUGAGAAGUUUGAGCACCUGAAGCGAAUCCACCAGGAGGAGAAGCGCAAGGUAGAGGAGAAGCGCAAGGAGCUGGAGGAGGAGACCAAAGCCUUCAACUGCAGAAAGGCGGCCAUGGAGGCCCUGCAGUCUCAGGCCUUGCACGCCACUUCGCAACAGCCCCUGAGGAAAGACAAGGACAAGAAGAAAUCAGAUAUAGGAGCACAGCAGUCGGCCAUGGGCCUCUCCAGCUCUAAGGUGAUGAUGACCAAAGCCAAUGUGGAACCCUUGAACUGCAGCAGCUGGUGGCCCGCCAUCCAGUGCUGCAGCUGCCUGGUCAGGGACGCGACGUGGAGGGAAGGAUUCCUCUGAGGCAGCCGUUCAGCCACGUGGGGGCCAGCUCAGGACCGUCAGGGCGUGGAAGUGGAGACCAUGGUUUUUUAAUUUAGAACAGAGACUUCCCUCGCCCCCAACUCCCCCAGCGCCCCCCUCCACCCCCAGUUGUCACAUAUCAAUGACCAAAAUUGCAAAUGGUUUUCCAAUUUCCGAUCAGGGAGCAUCCGGCGUGGGCCCAACCCUUUUCUUCCCCAGAGAGUCUGAUUUGUGACGUGGUCCCUCUGAGGCGGGAGCCUUAUAGAUGGCCACGCUUGGAUUCUGAGCAAUGUGAGCCUACCGUGAGCGGGGAAAGUUACCUGUAACCGUUUGUCCUGAGGAGAAACCUGGAACCUUGUCAACAGCGCCAGUUUUUCCUAACGAAACUGCCCUUAGUGGUUUAACUUUCACGCUUCAUAACAGACCAAGACGCCAUGACAUUUCCUCAUUUGCAUAAUUUUGCCUUACUAACAAGCACGUCCUGAAGGAUGUCCCCAUCCCCUCCCCCCCCUACCCCCCCCCCCGACUAAAACCAACACGAACCGAUAUCUGAUACAUUUUUUUUAAGUGCCAGAUCAGAGGGGUCUAAGGCCUCCAUAAGGACUGUGUGUAGGUGAAUAGAGACAGCUCAGUGAAUGUGUGUAAAGUAUAGCAAAGGCAGACAGAUAUUUAUAUUACAAUAUUCAUAGAACGGAAAGUUCAAUAUUUUUGCAGUGUGUGUUUAAGAGAGAAACUGACCAUAAUAGUACCGUCCAAAUGUCUCCGUCCAGUGAACCCUGUGUCCUUUAGACGUGCGAGUCCGGUGGAAUGGUGUGGGAUAUAGAGAUGACAUUUUUUUUUCCACCCUGCGGUAUGUUGUGAGCCUCUGUGAAUCAGAUCACCUCGCCGUGGUGCAUGGGCAAGGUGUUGCACGCCUGUGCCUUGCCUGUUCUGUGUUGUGAAAACAGCUGUUCCAAAGGCACGGAUGAGUCUCAGGGAGACUCAGCGAACUCAUGCUUAUUAUAACGGAGAACCCCAGCGACCAUCCCCGCGUGGGGGUCCCGGCGAAGUCUGCUCGGAAUAGCCAGUCCCAUCCCCAGCAGCUCAUUCGGGGUACAGCCAGAGCCACAAUGCUUUAUGAAGUCUUUUACAUGUGGAGUUGACUGUAAAAAAAAAAAAGAAAAAGAAAAUAAAAGAGGCCAAAGCCUUACAUCA
Messenger RNA from Meriones unguiculatus (Mongolian gerbil), 3054 nucleotides. It is a transcript of the gene Septin8, whose product is annotated as septin 8. The record is from RefSeq and is a predicted model, not a curated record. Gene Ontology annotation, biological process: cytoskeleton-dependent cytokinesis. Gene Ontology annotation, molecular function: GTP binding; GTPase activity; molecular adaptor activity. The transcript has 10 exons. Gene Ontology annotation, cellular component: microtubule cytoskeleton; cell division site; septin ring. NCBI's taxonomy places the organism in Eukaryota, Metazoa, Chordata, Mammalia, Rodentia, Muridae.